GUGACUGUUUACAAUUUCUCGUCUACGAAAGCGAAUCAGGGUCGUAAGCCGUACGAGCUCUACGAAGGUCGGAAGCCUGAUGUGUCUGGAUUGCGUCACGACCCAACAGCACGCGAGGCACUUUUCCUUGGUUAUCCAGAAGAGACGACGGGUUAUCGCUUGCUGGAUCUUGUCUCGGGUCGUAUUGUGGAAUCGCGCGACGUGAAGUUUCGCGAGAUGUGGACUGUUUCAGGUGACUAUGUAAGUCAGUUAUUGAGAAGGUCUACGCUAAUCAGUCAGGUGUGGUGCUACCCGCUCCAAUUCCGCAUGUAA
Molecule: messenger RNA, 312 nt
Organism: Phytophthora sojae
Lineage: Eukaryota; Oomycota; Peronosporomycetes; Peronosporales; Peronosporaceae
Exons: 2
Source: RefSeq, a predicted model, not a curated record